This is a messenger RNA of Mus musculus (house mouse), 8589 nucleotides long. RefSeq names its product Rap guanine nucleotide exchange factor (GEF) 3 (gene Rapgef3). The coding region runs from base 266 to 3046 and encodes 926 amino acids. Gene Ontology annotation, cellular component: membrane; cortical actin cytoskeleton; cytoplasm. Lineage: Eukaryota; Metazoa; Chordata; Mammalia; Rodentia; Muridae. The record is from RefSeq and is a predicted model, not a curated record. The transcript has 29 exons. Gene Ontology annotation, molecular function: protein domain specific binding; guanyl-nucleotide exchange factor activity. Gene Ontology annotation, biological process: establishment of endothelial barrier; Rap protein signal transduction; positive regulation of angiogenesis.
GGCGGGUGCAGCCAUCACCGCCCCUAACCCGGCACCCGGGCAGCUGCAGGGGCAGAUACCCUAAGGCACUUCCUACCCGCUGAGGCUUCGGGACAGGAGCUUGAACCCACUGACGUAGUCUCGGCCCUGCAUCUUGCUGCUCCAGGCAACCUGUCUGACUAGGGGCUGGCCCUUCGCUGCAUCUCGGGACUCACACUCAUACCGCUCCAGGGAUCCUGCAGCCUCUUGCUAGGGCGAGCACCGCGGUGUGAGCUGGAGAAGAAACAUGAAGGUCAGCUGGCCAGGUGAGAACCACUGGCAGGUGGGCCCAGCUGUGGUGGAGAGUCCAGCUGUGGGGGCACCGCAGGUGGGAGGUCUCCCGGACGUGGUUCCGGAGGGCACGCUGCUCAAUAUGGUGUUGAAGAGAAUGCACCGUCCCCGCUGCUGCUCUUACCAGCUAGUGUUCGAGCACCGGCGCCCCAGCUGCAUCCAGGGACUCCGCUGGACACCACUUACCAACAGCGAGGACUCCCUGGAUUUCAGAGUGAGUCUGGAGCAGGCCACCACAGAGCAUGUGCACAAGGCAGGGAAGCUCCUGCACCGCCAUCUCUUGGCCACGUACCCUACCCUCAUCCGAGACAGAAAAUACCAUCUGCGACUAUAUCGGCAUUGCUGCUCUGGCCGGGAGCUAGUGGAUGGGAUCUUGGCUCUGGGGCUUGGGGUCCACUCACGGAGCCAAGCCGUGGGCAUCUGCCAAGUGUUGCUGGAUGAGGGUGCCCUUUGUCAUGUAAAACAUGACUGGACCUUCCAGGACCGAGAUGCCCAAUUCUACAGGUUCCCUGGACCGGAGCCCGAGCCUACAGGAACUCAAGAUGUGGAAGAGGAGCUUGUUGAGGCUAUGGCCCUCCUGUCCCAGCGAGGGCCUGAUGCCCUACUCACCGUGGCGCUCCGGAAGCCCCCAGGUCAGCGUACGGAUGAAGAACUGGACCUGAUCUUUGAAGAGCUGCUGCAUAUCAAGGCGGUGGCACACCUUUCUAACUCGGUGAAGCGGGAACUAGCUGCUGUUCUGCUCUUUGAACCACACAGCAAGGCAGGAACUGUGUUGUUCAGCCAGGGGGACAAGGGUACCUCGUGGUACAUUAUCUGGAAGGGAUCUGUCAAUGUGGUGACCCAUGGCAAGGGGCUGGUGACCACGUUGCACGAGGGAGAUGACUUUGGACAGCUGGCUCUGGUGAACGACGCACCUCGGGCAGCCACCAUCAUCCUUCGAGAAAAUAACUGUCACUUUCUGCGUGUGGACAAGCAGGACUUCAACCGCAUCAUCAAGGAUGUGGAAGCAAAAACCAUGAGACUGGAAGAACACGGCAAAGUGGUCUUAGUUCUGGAGAGAACCUCUCAGGGUGCUGGCCCUUCCCGUCCCCCGACCCCAGGCAGGAACCGGUAUACGGUCAUGUCUGGCACCCCAGAGAAAAUCCUAGAACUGCUGUUGGAGGCUAUGAGACCGGAUUCCAGUGCUCAUGACCCAACAGAGACGUUCCUCAGUGACUUCCUGCUGACCCACAGUGUCUUCAUGCCCAGCACCCAGCUCUUCACUGCCCUCCUGCACCACUUCCACGUGGAGCCAGCAGACCCUGCUGGAGGCAGCGAGCAGGAGCACAGCACCUACAUCUGCAACAAGAGGCAGCAGAUCCUGCGGCUAGUUGGCCGAUGGGUGGCCCUGUAUAGCCCGAUGCUCCACUCGGAUCCCGUGGCCACCAGCUUCCUCCAGAAACUCUCAGACCUGGUGAGCAGAGAUGCCCGACUUAGCAACUUGCUGAGGGAACAGUAUCCAGAGAGACGGCGACACCACAGGUUGGAAAAUGGCUGUGGGAACGUAUCUCCUCAGACCAAGGCCCGGAAUGCACCUGUUUGGCUCCCUAACCAGGAGGAACCCCUCCCAAGCAGCGCGGGUGCCAUCCGAGUUGGGGACAAAGUCCCCUACGACAUCUGCAGACCUGACCACUCAGUGCUGACCCUGCACCUGCCGGUGACGGCCUCGGUGAGAGAAGUGAUGGCAGCUUUGGCCCAUGAGGACCACUGGACCAAGGGACAGGUGUUGGUGAAGGUCAAUUCUGCCGGUGAUGUCGUUGGCUUGCAGCCAGAUGCCCGUGGUGUGGCCACAUCCCUGGGGCUCAACGAGCGGCUCUUUGUUGUCGACCCACAGGAAGUGCAUGAGCUGACCCCACACCCUGAGCAGCUGGGCCCCACUCUGGGUUCUUCUGAGAUGCUGGACCUAGUGAGCGCCAAGGACCUGGCAGGCCAGCUGACCGACCAUGACUGGAACCUCUUCAACAGGAUCCACCAGGUGGAGCUGAUCCAUUAUGUACUGGGCCCCCAGCACCUGCGGGAUGUCACCACCGCGAACCUGGAGCGCUUCAUGCGCCGCUUCAACGAGCUGCAGUACUGGGUGGCCACAGAGCUCUGUCUCUGCCCUGUUCCUGGCUCCCGGGCUCAGCUACUCAGGAAGUUCAUCAAGCUGGCAGCCCACCUCAAGGAGCAGAAGAACCUCAACUCUUUCUUUGCGGUCAUGUUUGGCCUCAGCAACUCGGCCAUCAGCCGGCUGGCCCACACCUGGGAGCGCCUGCCCCAUAAAGUACGGAAGCUGUACUCAGCCCUGGAAAGGUUGCUGGACCCUUCCUGGAACCACCGAGUGUACCGAUUGGCUCUCACCAAGCUCUCCCCUCCUGUCAUCCCCUUCAUGCCCCUGCUGCUCAAAGACGUGACCUUCAUCCAUGAGGGGAACCACACACUGGUAGAGAACCUCAUCAACUUUGAGAAGAUGCGGAUGAUGGCCAGAGCGGUGCGGAUGCUUCACCACUGCCGAAGUCACAGUACCGCGCCUCUAUCACCACUCAGAAGCCGAGUGUCCCACAUCCACGAGGACAGCCAGGGAUCAAGGAUCUCCACGUGUUCUGAGCAGUCCCUGAGCACCCGGAGUCCAGCCAGCACCUGGGCUUAUGUCCAGCAGCUGAAGGUCAUUGACAACCAGCGGGAACUGUCCCGCCUCUCCCGGGAGCUGGAACCAUGAGGAAGGACUGGCUGGAGCAGGCACUCUCUCCGAGGAAGCCAGAGCCUGUGCAACCAAGAGGUCCAGAGGCCAGCCACAGCUGGGCAGGGCUCUCCACAGAGCGGACUCAAGGCCCUGGAGUGGGCAGUGUCGGGGCAGUUGUCCCUGUGAUGACUGUCAGCUAUGGAGAUCUUUGUUCACGGCCAAGGAAAGGGGGGACAUUGAGGCCAUGCCGUGGGUAGGAGAGCUGGGAGGUACAGGACUCUGGAUCAGUAGAGAGCCCUCCCACCGGGCCUUCUGCGCAUCUGCACGUCUGUACAUCUGCAUGUUUGCAAGUCUGUACGACUGUACGUGCAGCUGUACCAUCCAGUGGUCGCCAGGCCUCGUGCUUGUUUUCACUGGGGCCAGUGAGCUCACAUCUGCACAGUUUGUGUGUGUGUGUGUGUGUGUGUGUGUGUGUGUGAGAGAGCCCUGGGUGGGGCCUUGCCUGGGAGAGGGUGGAGAGUUCUGCUUUUCUCUCCACACAUCUGAGAUAAACAGCUGGGUGUAGGCAGGGCUGUUGCCUAGAGCGGUGGUCUCAGAGGAGUUGUAUUGUUUCCAUAAAUUAACAAAGAUACGUGUGUGUUCUACCGCCUGGGUGUGUGGCUGGGAAAGCUGGUGGAGGAGGUUGCUCCCUGGGUACAGAAAAGCAGACACCCACCAUCUAUCUCGGGCUGGGCUCCAGGGAGGCUAGCGGUUGCUCAGAUGGGCUCCAGUGUUGUCCCAGGCACUUGGGGGACCCUCAGCUCUCUGAAAAAACAAAAGAAAAAAAAAACCAUAUAUAUAUAUAUAUAUAUAUAUAUAUAUAUAUAUAUAUAUAUAUAUAUACACACACACACAUACACAGAGACGGAGAGAGACACUAUGAGAGUCCAGCUGCAGCUAACAUCCUCUAUUUUCCCCUCCCAGCAGAUAGCUCCUGAUCCUGUUAGGUGUCAGAUGCUGAGCAGGGGCCUCAAGGGGGUGAGAGAAGAGACUAGACAGAAGACUGGGAGGCCUAACCAAUUUCUUCACCUUGGCGAUGAGUGUCCUGCCCCCCCAACGCCCCCCCCCCCCAUCCCACAUGGGCUGUGGAGGUUAAGGCCCUCUUUUCCCGGCCUCUUCAGUCCCUGCCUGGACACAGAUCCAGGCCUAGAACCUCCACAGAGGACUGCUGCCCUCUCUACUCUCCGUGCUGGGAGCCUGGCAGCUCUAGACGCAUCUGAUCUGAAAGCUCCCAGCCUCUAGGAUGACCCUGUGUAAACUCCAGGCAGCAGGACUCUCAGGUGUCUGAGGAGGUCUGCUCACAGCAGCGGGCCGGAGGCAGCUGGGGCAGCCCUGUUCUUGUCCUACGGGUGCAGUGGCAAGGCUCAGACUUGACACACUCCUCCCCCCCUGGCCUCCACACUGCCAGACACUUCACUCUGACGUCAUGUCAGCGGGCUCCCAGGAGAGAUCCAAGCUGUUGGCAAGGACUUUACACCUCAGGUCUAAUGAACCCAGGUGUACCAAUGGUCUUUCUUGGCCUUCGUUUGUCCAUCUGUAAUAUGGGUAUGAUAUCUGGUCGUUAAGUGACAAACAAGACAGCAGGUGUUGCCUUUCCCAGAGUGACUGUCCCAGUCCUGUGUGUGUGGCCCCGGAGGACAAGCUGCAUCUCCCAGAGUAGAGUCUGACACAGCUCUCGGGAUGGAUUGACUGCCAGGGAUGACCAAACCAGUUCCCUCGCCCGUGGGCAGGGAGGGAAGAUCUGAUGGAAGAGACCAAAGCUGAGCAAUCAUGAAAUCAGGCCUAAGCAUCCGUGAGUCAGGAAAGAGUCCCUGGAGCAUUCUUGUCCUCCCAGCCAUUGUCAGUGUGGCAGUGGAGACCAUGCCUGUCAGUCUCAGCUCUGCUCCCAUCAUGGACUCGGGUGAAACCAGCCCAGCGAUGAGACAGACGUUGUCCUCUCCUCGCUGGACACACCUACCUUCUGAUCAGAAGUCUGGGCUCCUUGUGGGUCUUCCAGCUUAGACAAGCUGCAGCUUCCUAGCCAUUCUACCCCAGGCUGGACCUCUUUGAGCCUGAUGGGAAAGACAGAAGAACUCUCUGGACAGGCAGGGAGCACAGACUUGGGGAGUGGAUGUCCGAGCCAGGUCACCGCUGGAAGACAGGAGGCUCAGAGUACAGAGUCCUCGUGGCAGCAGGCUCCUGGUGUUCAGGCAGAGGGUGGGGAACCUGCUCCUGCUCCCUAGAAGCCCAGGGUGCGUAUGGGUGGGUGGUGGUGGAGACCAAGAUCACAGGUCUGCUGAGACAAGGGAGAAAGCCCUAGAGCUAGCCUUUGAAAAACCUGUCACCUAAAGAGGUAGAGCAUAGGCGUGUGAGUGUGUGUGGACAAGAGCUGAGCAACCAUGUAUCCAGGCCCAAGUGUGUGUGUGACUGUGCGUGUGUCUCUGCGUUUGUGUGUAUAUGUGUGUCUGUGCAUGCUUGUGUGCCUCUGUGUGUGUGUGUUAUGGAUAUAUGUGUGUGUCUGUAUGUAUGUGUAGGUCUGUGUCUGUGUAUGUCUCUGUGUGUGUGUAUGUGUGUCUGUGCAUCUGUGUGUUUUGUGUAUGUGUGUGUGUGUGUGUGUGUGUAGGUCUGUGUCUGUGUAUGUCUCUGUGUGUAUGUGUGUCUGUGCAUCUGUGUGUUUUGUGUAUGUGUGUGUGUGUGUGUGUGUGUAUGUCUUUGUGUAUGUGUGUGUAUGUCUCUGUGUUUGUGUGUUUGUGUCUGUGUGUGUCUGUGUGUCUGCAUGUGUGUCUAGUGAGGAGAAGCAGAACGGAAGGAAGUUUCAUUGCACCGGUCUGUGACCCUCCCCUUUCCCUUAUGGUCCCUGUAAGGGUUAUAGCCACAGGCUGAGCUGGGCUAGGACUUCGCUAGGGGAGGUUUUCCUCUAGCAGCGCACAAUGCCUGGUGAGGGGUAGAUAGGUUGGAGCCAGCCCUCUCCUGUCCUCUAAGCCAUUCUGCCCACCAUAGGAGGAUUAGCACAAAAGUGUGACCCAGCUCAGCUGGGAGGGAGCAGGCUGCUUUCACAGGCUUCUUAGCUCUCUGUCCCCAACAGCCCUGAAACAGAGACCACUCUGCUUCCCAGGUGGCAAAAAUGAGACAUUCUGACGUGGCUGCUAUUCAUGAGAUUUGUCAGGAUAAUAAUCAUCUGAGAAUUGAAUGGUGCCUCUGCUCUCUGUUCAGCGGGCUUUCCCCUCUACCGCCAUAUUUUUAUCUGAUGACAGAAUAGGAGCUCAGGCUAUUUUUACCUUGUUUCACAGUCAGAGGAACCGAGCUACAGAGAUUUGCCUAAGGUCACCUAACGGCUUAAUGACAGGGUGGCCUGGUGAAGUGACUGCGUAAGUGUCAGCCAUGUCCCUGGCAGGCCCAGUGCCACCUCAUUGGAUGUCACUUUCUUCUCCAGCAGCAAUAGUCCAGGCGUGGAGUCCUUUCUUCUAGCAUAGCAUCUGAUUUCCAAACAUGAAGGGAGGGUUCUGUGGAUGAGAUCAGCUGCCCUGACCUUCCUGGAUCGAUUCCCUCAAGCCCAUCAGAAGAGGACGGUCUGAGAGGUCGCGUUGCAUUCAGAGAGUAGUUAGUAAAAGCCUCUGGCUGCCAAUCUCACCUCUUGCCAGAAGACCCGAGGCCCAGAACUGCUCUCACACUGAAACGCAUGCUCACAGGACUCCUCGGGCCUCAGCUUGCAGAGCCUCGCCUCUUGUUGAGGGCGCUUCUGCUACACCACAGGUGUGAACUGCCUGAGUUUCAGGCGGGUAUGGUUGCCAGUGGCUGGAGCCAACUCUGAUGUUGCACUUCAUAAUCCAUCCCUUCCACGUGUCCAUAGACACAAAAAUUGGUCACCUUAUGUGUCUGCUAGAGCCCCGGGCUUGUUCACCUGGGCCUGUCUACUUAUCCCCGUUGAUUAGGGGGAUUCCUCUAUCAGAUCGGAGAGCUGUAGUCCUCCCAUAGCCUAACUGGGGCACCUCAGGACGAAGGGCUUACAGCCCAGGCAGGGAGUUGUGUCCCUCCUGCUGGUGAUAAAUGGACUAUGCUGUGAAGCCACACUGACUUAGCUGCUCAGGAACAUUUUCUCUUCCAGGCCGGAGGGGACAUCCCAGAACAUGGAUAGGGUAGGAGGGGUGGAUGGAACACUGAGGGAGGAGCUUUGAACCCCCACCAGCACCUUUGGAAGCAGGGAGAAAGCUUGAACUCCAAGUGCUGGGAGCUGUGGGUUCUGGUGGCUGUGUGGAUGGCGGCUGGCCACCGUGACCCUCAGGACAGUGAGUGAAAGACAGUAUACAAAAGGGAGCAUGGCUCCUGAUCGAGCAUGCAAGGGCACUGAGUGGCAGUUUUUAUCCCCACAUGGGGAUAGAUAAACUGUACCUGCUUCUAAGAGGCCAGAGCUCACCCUCACAUCUGAUCGGCUAACUUAAAAGUGACCCAGUUGAUAAGCAAAGCGUUCUUGUCCCCUGCAAAGAGCUUGACAUCUUUGCUACUUCUUAAGUAACGUCUGCCUCUAUGGAUGCAUGGGUGGGUGACUGGGUUGCCUAGAGAAAGCGGAAUGUAGAUGGAGAACCUAAGAACACUAACGAACAUUUCUAGGGUUUCCUUAAAGGGGACAAACCAUCCGUCCUAGGCAAUAGCAGUAGAGGGUGCUUGGGGCAAAGCCCAGGGUGUUGCCUGGAGAAAUGGAGUGUUUCAGCAGCUCUGGGGCAUCCCAGGAUUUCUCAGAGGGCAAAGCAGAGCUAGGUCUCAUUCAGGUCUGCCAGGAAGUCCUAAGAUGUGCCUGCCCCGGCGUCCUGCAAGGAGAGCCCUUGGGUUGGAAGGCUCCCUGAGUGCCUGCCUCUUCUCUUGGGUCUUCACACCAAGCAGCUGCAGGUGACUGCAGCUUGUGAGCCACCGCAGUAUUAGGAACGCUGACUUCCCACAGAGCAGGCGAAGGCUGCAGGCUGCACCUCAGAAACCAGGCUCCAGCAGUGAGGUAGACAGUGCGACUCGCUGGAGGACCUCUGGACGGAAACCAAAUUUUACGUUUAAAUUUACAUUUAUUUUUAAGACAUGCUUUGUGUCUCUAUUUUAAACCAGUCCCUGUCUUUUUUCUCUCCCCCCCCCCCACAGCCCACACACACACAAGGGGCUUUCCCUAGUCAUCCUAUUUAAAUUGAGCCUCUUCCCACUUGAGAGAAAGUCUCAUGUACUCUAGGCUGGCCUUGAGCUUGAUCUGUAGCUAAGGAUCGUUUUAAACGUUCUUUUAAAGACAGAUUUAUGUGUGCAUUGGUGUGCUUAUUACUUGUAUAUGUGCACACUCGUGUGAGUUUAUGUGCACAGAGGAGCUCAUGGAGGUCAAAGAGAGCAUAAAAUCCCCUGGAAUUGGAGUGAGUUACAGGCAGCUGUGAGUCGCCAUUGGGUGCCAGCAAUCAAGACCAGGACCUCUGCAAGAUCAGUGAGCACUCUUUUUUUUUUAAAUUAAUUUCCCUUAAUGUACAUUAGUUAUACAUAACAAUUGGAUUCAUUAUGGCAUUUCAUUCAUGUAUAUAAAAUGUAUUUCUAUUUUA